Messenger RNA from Phycomyces blakesleeanus NRRL 1555(-), 667 nucleotides. RefSeq lists its product as hypothetical. The record is from RefSeq and is a predicted model, not a curated record. Gene Ontology annotation, molecular function: microtubule binding. Lineage: Eukaryota; Fungi; Mucoromycota; Mucoromycetes; Mucorales; Phycomycetaceae. The transcript has a single exon. The coding region runs from base 53 to 481 and encodes 142 amino acids.
CAGCAAGUCAGGCAGUCCUCCUUACCCACGAGAGCUUCUCAAAAAGCAAUCAAUGCCCAUGCUCGCCCACCACUCUCCCCUUCGUCCAACCCACAUCCCCACCCCUCGCACACCUCCGCCUCAGUCCUGCUACGGUCAGGACUCGUCAGACGAUGAGCCUGGUUUUAAAGAACAAAUAUAUAAGCCCAACAAGAAAGACCCUCUUGAUAUUGAAGUCGCUGCCAUUGUCAACGCUAACCCUGUACCUAUUCAGUGUGAGCGUGUUUCCCCAGGCGUUGGUCGAUACUACUUUGGUAACGAGCUUAGUCCUACUCUUGUUGGUGGCAAGAAAAUGUAUACAUGUAAGCUCAUGAACUACGCUGAGCGGGACUCGCGUCGUGGAAGAGGACAAAAGGGCCCGCGCAACAAAGUACUUGUGCGUGUUGGUGGCGGGUGGCAGGACCUUGAGCUCUUUCUACUCCAUCAAGCCAUACAUUAUUAAGUACUUCAUUCUCACUAUUACUCUUUCUACCCCAAUUCCCAAAAAGCGCAUGUCAUACUCGCCUGCAUUGUUACUUCUUCUUGUCUUCAUCAUUCAUUUUUGUUUUUUUCAUAUACACCUCAUCCUCGCACGCCAUUUAAAAUAUCAAAUAAAUCAAUAAAAGAGAUACAAUCUUCUAUACCAAUU